AUGGCCUUCCUGCCCAAACUUUUCCGCCACGACCAGCCGAACGCCUGCAAGCCACUGCAAUCGAAGGCAGACGGAGGAAAUGAUAAAAUUCCCCCUGCAUCUCCAAAUCAUGAAGCCAAUUAUGCCGAAAUAAUCGUUAACUCAGGUUUUAUCAUACGAGUAAUUGAUGGCAAUAUGCUGAGUGUGGUAUCUCUGUCGGAAAACUACGGAUUUACACAUAAGAUUGAUGAAAAGAUAAUGCAAGUGAUCCCCAACAGGGAAAGAGAGAACUUUUUUUUAAUUUUGUGCGCUAUGGAUACAAUGCAUUUGAUUAAGAUCAACAAUACAACGAAGCCAAGUACAAGCGGGGAACUGGUGCAAAGAAUUUCCUCAUUCAAAAUAGAUAACGUUACUUCAGUUGAGUGGCACCCAACUUACCCUCAGAAGUUUUUUACUGCAGGCCCCUACGAGGUCUGCAUAUGGAACCUGCAGCAACUAAACUCUCUCGCCCUCAAAGAGGGCCCUAAUCCCGUCGAAAUAACCCUUGAAAUGGCUUCUAGGUGCGCUAAGGUGUUGCCCCUUGCCCCCUUGUACGAUACGCUGAUGCUUAGGCUCCUCAAAUCUAGGCAAGUGAAGCUCAUUCCUGGCCUUAAGCCCCAAGGGGUCAACGGCAAUUCUGCCAUGGCUGCUGUAGUGGAUGACGAAUUCGUCGUGAUAAUUAAUGAGACAGGAGAGCCUGGAGACAAUCUGUCCACACUGUAUAUGGUCAAAUGCCUACAUUUAGCCAAGGCAGAUGUAGCUGGUAAGAGCAGUGCAUUUGGGGCGCAGAGGACGCACUUUGCCUGCGGGCGCCAAUUAGCCACAAUAGUCGAUGAUCAGCUGAUCAUUUACCAGCUUGUUUGGUCUGAAUGCGCUAGUGUUGGCAGGACAGAUAGCAUCAACAAAGGAAAGGGUUCGAAUCCCAGUGCAGGCUCGGAGGAUGGACUGGUGAGCGAGAGCGAGGAGGAGGCUCAGAUGCUGGUGUUUACAAUUAUGCCAAGUAGCGUGGUAAAGCUUCCAAUAACGCCCACUAGUUAUUCUAUCGCCUCUAAUGCGUUGUAUAUUUGUUCACGAACUGCGAGCGGUAGUUCUGGGACCGUGGUUUACGCGAUUGACUUGGACAGCCUUAGUAUAAGGCCGCUGAAGCUCAAUUUGGCCGGGGAUGAACCGUCUGUUCCAUUUGAGAUUGACGGUAUGGCCGCCUUUUCCCACCCAAGCGCAUCCUUCCUAUACCUGACGGCGGUAGGCUCAGAUGGCCCGUCCGAGGGUGACUGUACGCAGCAGGACGGUUGCCUGCAAUUGGUAGGCAAAGUGCUGAAUAUUGUAUAUUCCGAUGAAUGUCCCGAGUCCUGCAAGAUGAGCAUAAUACGCGCCGACAUUGGGCACUUUGGCAGGCCGGAGAGGAAGCCUGUCGGUGCGGAAUCUGCAAGGACCAGCCAUGGUUGCAAAAGCGCACCAGAGGGGGAAAGUAGGUUUGACGGAUCGCAAAAGCCCAAUGAUUUUGUCACUUCGGAGCGCCAGGGCCAUUUAGAGGCGGAAAUGAUGAUAAGGGAGCUGGUCCUAAACGUAAUAGUCCCCGGGAUAAACGAGGCACUGAGGGUCAGUUUGGAGAGUAUGAGUUUGCAGAUUUUGAAUCAUCUUAGCAGUAGGAACGGCAUGUACUCCGACCUCGUCAAGAGGCUGGACAGGAUAGUCGACCGGGUGGGGGAACUUGGCGAGAAGAUUGAUGAGAUGGGCAAGUGUGUAUCUGUUAGGAUUGAAUCGCUCGAGGAGAACAUAGAGUCUUCAAACUACGAGUUGUCUGCAAAGUACCAGAGUUUUGACGACAAGCUACUGGACCUGGUCGGGCGGCAGGAAUAUGACAAGGCCUUUUCCCUAGCCAGUCAUAUGGACCUGGACACCAACUCCGAUUUCACCGUGGCACUCUGUGAGAACUUUGACACUUCUACAUUUUUGGAGUCAGAUCCUCCACCUUUGACGCAGCUAACGUUGCUAAACACAUGCGCCGCAUUGGCACGCUCAACCAGCCAGUUGGAUACCAGGAUAUCGUGGAUCACAGAGUGUCUAUCGCUGCUGGACAACGGACGGAGAGACUACCCCGUGAAGAAGGUCCCCCUCCUGUUGCCCAAAAUCAUCAACUACCUUGAGGGUGCCAAGUCUUAUAGCCACCUGAGGGACAAGGUCAGGUUCGCAACGAAAGUGUGCGCCUAUUUAUCCAAGUGUAACUAG
This is a messenger RNA of Babesia microti strain RI, 2247 nucleotides long. RefSeq names its product conserved Plasmodium protein, unknown function. The transcript has 3 exons. Lineage: Eukaryota; Apicomplexa; Aconoidasida; Piroplasmida; Babesiidae. Gene Ontology annotation, molecular function: protein binding. The record is from RefSeq and is a predicted model, not a curated record. The coding region runs from base 1 to 2247 and encodes 748 amino acids.